AUGAUCACAGACGUGCAGCUCGCCAUCUUCGCCAACAUGCUGGGUAUGUUGCUUUUCUUGCUUGUGUCUCUCUAUUACCACGUGGCAGUCAACAAUCCCAAGAAGCAGGAAUGA
Messenger RNA from Microtus oregoni (creeping vole), 114 nucleotides. RefSeq names its product dolichyl-diphosphooligosaccharide--protein glycosyltransferase subunit 4-like. Gene Ontology annotation, cellular component: oligosaccharyltransferase complex. The record is from RefSeq and is a predicted model, not a curated record. Bases 1 to 114 code for a protein of 37 amino acids. The transcript has a single exon. Lineage: Eukaryota; Metazoa; Chordata; Mammalia; Rodentia; Cricetidae.